This is a messenger RNA of Xyrichtys novacula (pearly razorfish), 936 nucleotides long. NCBI's taxonomy places the organism in Eukaryota, Metazoa, Chordata, Actinopteri, Labriformes, Labridae. The record is from the annotation of a GenBank genome assembly.
AUGUUGAAUGACUCUGACCUUGAGACAAACAAGGUGCCGUGGCUGGAGAGAGUGAUCAUUGCUUCUGUGAUAACAUUUCUAUGCUGCAUGUUAUUGUUGGUGAAUAUCCUCAUGCUGUUUACUCUGAAGAGUAAAACUGUGUUUCGUGAGACAUCUCGUUACAUCCUCCUAUAUAACCUCCUCUCUGCAGACACACUGCAGAUGACAGUGAGUCAGAUUCUCUUCAUGCUGUCCAUUUGUAGGGUAACGUUGUUGUAUCCUGUGUGUGGUGUUUUAGUCAUGUUUGCUUAUCUCAUUUCUGAAGUCCCUCCUCUUACUCUGGUGGUCAUGUCUUUGGAGAGGUAUGUGGCUGUAUGUUUCCCUCUAAGGCACUCCACCAUGGUUAAUGUUGAAAAUACAGGAUUGGCCAUCUUGGUGCUGUGGUCACUAUGUUUAUUGAACACUUUAAUCAGAGUUGUUUUGCUCUUACAGCUUCCAUUUGAAGAGCUGGAGAGUUUGCAGAUGAAGACCCUUUGUAACAUACUUCUUCUGUUCCUGGUGCCAGAGUCACAUAUAUAUGAUACUGUGUAUAACACUGUAUUGUUUGUCUUUGCUGGUGUUGCUGUUAUUUUCUCUUAUAUCAGUGUGAUGAUAGCAGCCAGGUCGGCCUCUGCAGACAAAGCCUCGACACAAAAGGCUCGUGACACUCUGCUGCUGCAUUUAAUCCAGCUGUGCCUCAUUCUCAUAUCAACAGUGCACAGCACCUUAAUUGUCAACAUAUCCCAGAUCGUCUCCAGACUUGUUUUUAUCCGAAUCAUGAAUGUUUUUUACAUCUUUAUCAUCAUACUCCCAAAGUGUCUGAGCGCUCUGAUUUAUGCUCUCAGAGACCACACCAUCAGACCCGUCUUUUUUAAGUAUUUAUUCUGUCAGUUUAAAGUCUCCUCUCUAAAAGAUUAA